Molecule: messenger RNA, 9705 nt
Organism: Oncorhynchus keta (chum salmon)
Lineage: Eukaryota; Metazoa; Chordata; Actinopteri; Salmoniformes; Salmonidae
Product: transforming growth factor beta receptor type 3-like
Exons: 17
Coding region: 404-3007 (867 amino acids)
Source: RefSeq, a predicted model, not a curated record
ACCCUCAAAAUGAAGUGCCUCGUGAAAACGGAGAUAGGUAUUUAAAACGUUUAAGCAAUAGUAGUGGACUCACUAUUCAUAAACUCGGCAAAUUCUGUAACCUGACAUCUAACGUUGUUUUCCAAGGACGCGGAGGGGGUUUUCCAGGAAAGGAUACAUAUCGCAUCCAUUCGAACCACUGCACGGCAAGCAAGCUACAAUUUACAACAAAGUUUACUUUGAGAUUCCUGGAUAUUCUGCAUGCAGGAGAUCCUGUGAGGUUUCUCUCUACUGACUGACUGUGUGGUGGAAGAAGGGUUGUCCUUGUGAAGAACCAGGAGGAAGGAAGGCCGUCCAGUGGAUACAUCCUGUCCUCUUCUGGAUAAGCUGUAGGCCAGUUCUACUACAGUAUAACUGCAGCAUUAUGAUGCCAGACAGACCCAUUUUACACCCGUUUCUCCUGGCGUUCUGCUGCUCAGCAUUUGCAGGUCCGUUGUCUCGUAGCCCGUGUGAGCUGCUGCCAAUAGGUGUAGGCCACCCGGUGCAGGCUCUGCUGAAGAGCUUCACGGCCCUGUCAGGCUGUGCCUCCCGUGGAACCACGGGUCUACCACAGGAGGUUCACAUCAUCAACCUGAGGGGCAGCAGCCCUGAGGGGUCAAACGGCACACAUCCAGAGGUGGAGCUGCAUCUGAAGCCCAUCCAGUCCCUGCUGGUUCACCAGAAGCCCCUGGUGUUUGUGCUAAACUCCCCCCAGCCUGUGGUCUGGGACAUCAGGACAGAGAAACUAGCCCCAGGCAUUAAACACACCUUCCAUGUAUCUGGGGGAUCUGAUGUCCACUUCCCUCCAGGGAACUUCUCCCUCCACUGUCAUGUUCAGAAGGAGGUACUUCCCCAUGGCAACGAACACCUCCUCAACUGGGCCACCAAGAAGUACAGAGCCGUUACCUCCUUCUCCGAACUCAAGAUUUCCCUGGACAUCUACAUCAAAGUGGGAGAAGACCCAGUGUUCUCCGAUACUUGCAAGAUCGACAACAAGUUCCUCUCUCUGAACUACCUUGCUGGCUACGUAGAGUCCCAGGCCUCUAAAGGAUGUGUCCUGUCUGGACCCGACCAGGACCAAGAGGUCCACAUCAUCGAGCUGCAAGCACCCAACUCUAGUAGUGCGUUCCAGGUGGAUGUGAUCGUUGAUCUGAGGCCGUUGGGGGCAGAUGUUCUGUUGCCUCGUGACAUCGUGCUGCUGCUGAAGUGUCAGAAGUCUGUCAACUGGGUCAUCAAGGCUCACAGCAUCAGCGGGAAACUGAAUGUAGUGACGCCAGAUACCAUCAGUCUGAGCCCCAACACAGAGAGGCUGAUGGAGGUGUCUAGGACCCCUAAGCACCACCUCCCGUCUGGCUCUCAGGCCCUGAUCAAGUGGGCAGAGGAUCAUGGUUACGGACCGGUCACCACCUACACCCACACACCUGUAGCUAACACCUUUAACCUGAGGCUCAGGGAGCCAGAUGUGGUGGAUCCCCUGGAUUCUAUGUUCCCUCCAGAACUCUCCAUCUUACGUGACACCAACCCCAUCCUCUCUGGUGGUCAGGGGGGUGCUGCCCCACACUCCAGUGGCCUGCCCUUCACCUUCCCCUUGCCCCCGCUCAUGGAGCAGGGCCUGCCCUACCUGUCCCUGGAAGACCAGCCUUGGCUGGGAGGGGAGCUGGGUGGGGAGCCUGAGGAGCAGCAGGGGACCCUCAGUGUUGGUCUCAGUGUUCAGUGUGAGGAGAGCAGGAUAGUGGUCUGCAUCGACCGAGAGAGUCUGCAGGCCAACGGUUACGCUAAUGUCAACCUGACUCUUCAAGACCCAGAAUGCAAAGCAACGGUCAACUCCACCCACUACACGUUGGUGACCCCAUUGGAGGGCUGUCAGACCACCAAGUACCCCAUGCACCCCGGUCCUAUGGUCCUCUACAUCAACUCAAUCCUGAUAAGUCACGAUGGGCCUAAGGAUGGGAGUGGUGUUCCCCUGGAUUACGAUGAUCUAGAAUCCGGAGACGUGACUUUCCCUGGGGAGACAGAGGCGCUGGAGAGGGCUGCUUUCCUGGAGCACACCACGGGGCCUGAUCACAGGUCCUCCAUUCUGUUCAACUGCACCUACAGGAAGAACCAGGACACUCUAGGAGGAUCAGGAUCAUCAGGAUCGUUCCCUCGUAUUGCCCCGGCAGCAAAGGAACCGCUCAGCACCGAUGUCAUGGUUAACAUGGAGCUGUACAACACCCAUCUCUUCCAUUAUCCGUCUACCCAGGCCUUCCAUACCGUCUCCAAAAAUAAACAGGUCUUCGUAGAGAUUGGAGCCUUCAAUGUCGACCCAGAUCUUGGCUUCAUGAUCCAGACCUGCUUCAUCUCUGCCAACUCAAACCCCAACAUCGCGUCAGACUAUACCCUGAUCGAGAAUAUCUGCCCUACAGACGACACCGUCAAAUACUACAGUCAGAGAGACCUACCUAUCUCCCACUCCCAGACAGACAGGAAGAGGUUCAGCUUCACCUUCAACUCACACUUCAAUGAAUCGUUGCUCUUCCUGCACUGUGAAAUGUCCGUUUGCUCUAAGAGACCCCACAAUAACCAGGGACUGGCAAUGUGUAUCCAACCGGACGAGGCUUGUACGUCUGUCAACGGAGAGAUCAUCCUAGCCAUGAUGAUGAACACCAGGACUUCUACCAAGACCCUAGUGGUGGUAGAUGAACAUGACACAGAGGAGGAGGAACCUGUUCAUCCCACCCUCACGGCCUCACAAGACCCUGUUGACCCCCUAGGGGAAAACAUCUUGUAUGUGUUGGACACUCCAACCGUGGUUGGGAUCGCCUUCGCUGCAUUUGUGAUUGGUGCCCUGUUGACCGGAGCCCUGUGGUUCAUCUACUCUCAUACAGGUGAUACAGCUGGGCAACAGCAGCCCCUGAAGCCCCAACCCCCACCCUCAGAGAACAGCAGUGCGGCCCACAGUAUUGGCAGCACACAAAGCACGCCCUGUUCAAGCAGCAGUACAGCAUAGCCCAGAGGCCAGGCCAAGGCCAUUGGACUGGAGCCCGACGGGGAGCACCCUACCCCCCUGCAGGGCUACAGGAAGGGCUACACGGGUCACAGGGAACUGGGUUUGUUGACACUUGUUUCCCCUCUGGAUGAAAGGAAUUAUUUUGGGUUGCUUUGUGAAAACAAAGAAGAAGGAUUAUUUACUAAAGAAGAAAAUGAGAAUAAGAGGAUUUUAAAAAAGGAUUUUGUAAGAUACUAAAAAACAAUAAGACCCGUUAAUGUCCCUGGUUAUUUCAAUUUAUUUCAACGCAAGUCAUUAAGACCGUGUGACAGAACUGCCGUACUACAAGGACUGGUCUGAGAGCGAAACAGUACUAGGGUUGUUCCACCAAUUCAGUGCCUUUUGAGAAGUGUAACCUGGUCCAAAAAUAGUUGAUUUCACCUCAUUUUAACAUUCUGUCAUAAAGAGCACAUGUUCAACAUCAUAAACCACACAUUUUCUAAUCUCAAGAGGUUAAAUAAAAAAAAUUACUAUAGUAAAUGCCAAAUAAAGUAACAGGAUUUGACGUACCAGGGUUGACAAUUUCAUCUUAAUCAGGCAAAAAUUCUCUUCCUUGACAGGGGGAAUGGAAGUUUGUUGUGUGCAACAGGGAGUGACAAUUGAAUGCAAAAUAUUGAAGUUGUCAAAACAUUUCUAGACUCUAUCUAUCGGUAACACGAUUGAAGUGUUAUGCUCGACCCGCUUAGUUUUCCACCACAAAACACCAAAAAUAUCCUAAAAGAGUAGAACCAGCUCACCUGCUUUUCACUAUGAGUUACUUAUUGGAUGUUCAAUGUUUCUUUUGAAUAAAAUAUUUUAAAAUGAAUAGUUUUACCACAUUACUACGAGAGUUGAGUUCACGUAACAGGGCUGACCAUAAAAUGAGGGACAGACGUACUGUACCAGUCAAAAGUUUGGACACACCUACUCAUUCAAGGGUUUUUCUUUAUUUUUUACUGUUUUCUACAUUGUAGAAUAUUAGUGAAUACAUCAAAACUUUGAAAUAACACUCAUGGAAUCAUGCAGUAAUCAAAAAAAGUGUUAAACAAAUACAAAUGUAUUUUAUAUUUGAGAUUCUUCAAAGUAGCCACUCUUUACCUUGAUGGCAGUUUUGCAGUUUUUGGCAUUCUCUCAACCAGCUUCAAUUAACAGGUGUGGUUUGAACCAAUCAGAUGUGUUGUGACAAGGUACAGAAGAUAGCCCUAUUUGGUAAAAGACCAAGUCCAUAUUAUGGCAAGAACAGUUCAGAAAAGCAAAGAGAAACAGCAGUCUAUCAUUACUUUAAGACAUAAAGGUCAGUCAAUGCAGAACAUCUCAAGAACUUUGAAAGUUCCUUCAAUCGCAGUUGCAAAAACCAUCAAGUGCUAUGAUGAAACUGGCUCUCAUGAGGACCACCACAGGAAAGGAAGACCCAGAGUUACCUCUGCUGCAGAGGAUUAGUUCACUAGAGUUACCAGCCUCAGAAAUUUCAGCCCAAAUAAAUGCUUCACAGAGAUCAAGUAACAGACACAUCUCAACAUCAACUGUUCAGAGGAGACUUAGAAGAGAAUUAGGAGAGGAGAAUUAGGAGAAUUAGGCAUUCAUGGUCAAAUUGCUACAAAGGAACCACUACUAAAGGAUACCAAUAACAAUAAGAGACUUUCUUGUGCCAAGAAACUCGAGCAAUGGGCAUUAGACUGGUGGAAAUUGGGAUGAGUCCCAUUUUUUAAAUUUUUGGUCCCAAUCGCUGUCUUUGUGAGACGCAGAGUAGGUGAACGGAUGAUCUCCACUUGUGUGGUUCCCACCGUGAAGCAUGGAGGAGGAGGUGUGAUGGUGUGAGGGUGCUUUACUGGUGACACUGUCAGUGAUUUAUUUAGAAUUGAAGGCACACUUAACCAGCAUGGCUACCACAGCAUUCUGCAGCGAUACUCCAUUCCAUCUGGUUUGUGCUUAGUGGGACUAUCAUUUGUUUUUCAACAGGACACUGACCCAACACACCUCCAGGCUGUGUGAGGGCUAAUUGGCCAAGAAAGAGAUUGAUGGAGUGCUGCAUGAGAUGACCUGGCCUCCACAAUCAUACGACCUCAACCCAAUUGAGAUGGUUUGGGAUGAGUUGGACCAAAGUGUUUAACACUUUUUUGGUUACAACAUGAUUCCAUAUGUGUUAUUUCUCAGUUUUGAUGUCUUCACUAUUUUUCUACAAUGUAGAAAUUAGUAAAAAUAAAGAAAAACCAUUGAAUGAGUAGGUGUGUCCAAACUUUUGACUGGUACUGUAUAUGAAUCCUUAAUCACCUGAAAUAUAUAAUAAUCUAUAGAAAUGUAUUUAUCAAAGCAAUAGAAUAACUAGGGCUUUACAAUGAUGGUGAAAACUUAGAGAAAUGUUGGGGUUAAGUGGGUUAAAAUCUUCCUAGAAGUGACACAGUGUUGACGGAGGGACAUGUCAAAAUGCUAAUCUUUAUUUAUUUUAGUUGUUUUAUUCAAACUAAAAAGCUGAUUUAUUGAAUUAUGCAUGUGGUCUAUAUUAAAGGGCAGUGCAUUAAAUAUAACAGGCUCUUAAAAUGCUAUAUUGGUGUACAAUUUCUACUUAAAAUAUCAAAGGGACACAAAUGGCACUCAUUUCGUGGAACGACCCUCUAAUACCCAGAACGGCAACAAGGCCUCACAUCUAUAGAGCACUAGAACUCUAGCUAAGGGCAAAAAAUAACUGUUAGUGAAAUACCAGCCUUUUUAUUUAUUUUUAUAUAAAUGCUGAUUGUGGCAACCACAUUGUGGCAACCACAUCUUUGGACCUUAAAUGGCCUAGUUUAGGCUGUAAACAAGCUAGUGUACACCAAUAGCAAUGGAGACAGUAAAGCUGCCUGUCUGCAAACAACAUCUGUGAGUGUUAGCAGGACUAGUGAAAUGAACAACAUGACUGUCAACAGAACUGCCUGUUACCUCCUAUCCACAUUAUAUGUACACUGAACAAAAAUAUGAACGCAACAUGCAACAAUUUCAAAGAUUUUACUGAGUUACAGUUCAUUUAAGGAAAUCAGUCGAUUGAAAUAAAUGCAUUAGGCAGUAGUAGUCUAUGGAUUUCACAUGACUGGGAAAACAGAUACCUUAAAAAAAUAUAUGACAAAACCAGUCAGUAUCUGGUGAGACCACCAUUUGCAGUGCGACGCAUCUCCUCGCAUAGAGUUUAUCAGGCUGUUGAUUGUGGCCUGUGAAAUGUUGUCCCACUCCUGUGCUGUGAGAAGUUGCUGGAUAUGGGCAGGAACUGAAACACGCGGUCGUACAAGUUGAUCCAGAGCAUCCCAAACAUGUUCAGUGGGUGACAUGUCUGGUGAAUAUGCAUGGAAGAACUGGGACAUUUUCAGCUUCCAGGAUUUUUGUACAGAUCCUUGCGACAUGGGGCCGUGCAUCAUCAUGCGGCAACAUGAGGUGAUGGGGACGGAUAGAUCACACGACAGUGGGCCUCAGGAUCUCAUCACGCAAUCUCUGUGCAUUCAAAUUGCCAUCAAUAAAAUGCAAUUGUGUUUGUUGUCCAUAACUUAUGCCUGCCCAUACCAUAACCUCACCACCACCAUGGAGCACUCUGUUCACAACGUUGACGUCAGCAAACCGCUUGCCCACACGACGCCAUACAUGCUGUCUGCCAUCUGCUCGGUACAAUUGAAACUGGGAAUAAUCUGUGAAGAGCACAUGCCUCCAGCAUGCCAGUGGCCAUUGAAGGUGAGCAUUUGCCCACUGAUGUCAGUUACGACGCCGAAGUGCAGUCAGGUCAAGACCCUGGUGAGGAUGAUGAGCACGCAAAUGAGCUUACCUCAGACAGCUUCUGACAGUUUGUGCCAAAAUUCUUUGGUUGUGCAAAUCCACAGUUUCAUCAGCUGUCCGAGUGGCUGGUCUCAGACAAUCCCGCAGGUGAAGACGUCUGAUGUGGAGGCCAUGGGUUGGCGUGGUUACAUGUGGUCUGCGGCUGUGAGGCCGGUUCGGCUUAUUGCCAAAUUCUCUAACGAGCUUGUUUAUGGUAGAGAAAUUAACAUUAAAUGAUCUGGCAACGGCUCUGGUGGACAUUCAUGCAAUGAGCAUGCCAAUUGCACGCUCCCUUAAAACUUGACACAUCUGUGGCAUUGUGUUGUGUGAUAAAACUGCCCAUUUUAGAGUGGCCUUUUAUUGCCCCCAGCACAAGGUGCACCUAUGUAACGAUCAUGCUGUUUAAUCAGCUUCUUGAUAUACCACACCUGUCAGGUGGGAUGGAUUAUCUUGGCAAAGGAGAAAUGCUCACUAACAGGUAAACAAUAUGCAAAAAAAUGUAGAGAAAUAAGCUUUUUGUGCGUAUGGACAUUUCUGGGAUCUUUUAUUUCAGUUCAUGAAACAUUGGACCUUCACUUUACAUGUUGCAUUUAUAUUUUUGUUCAGUAUAGAGAUGCUACCUCCUAUCCUCAUGCUAUUUACAGUAGAUAGGAGAUGGUCAAAUCAACCAGUUGAAUCUGAGAGCAAAACCAGACAGUAAAGCAUCCCAUCAUGUGCUAUUAAUCACUUGGAAUGUGAAGUGACUUAAUAACAAGCAGAGGUGUAAAUAGAUAGAUAGCUAGAUGCCAAGACAAAUGUGAAAGACAAAAGUAAUGUGAACAAUCACUUGAUGAUAACCCUGUUUGUAAGCCAGCUAGUUUUGCAUGCUAUCGGUUAUAGUAGGACUUUGGCACUCGUCCGUCUAAACGUACUGUUGUUACAAAAUUGUUAAUUAAGUAUCAAUGGUGUUUUUGUUGAUAUUGAGUGAUGUAUGCUUUGUAAUCCUUAGUCUCACGUUUGAUUGGUGUUACACAGCUUGUCAUUAGGCAUUAUGGGUUCUCUUGUACUAUAUACAAAUAGUAUUGUAAAGCUAUGUAUAUUUUUGUGAAUAUUGUAAAUAAUCUAAAAUGUUAUAAGGCGAAAGUCAAAAUAUAAUGUGCAAGGUUGGUGCUUUAGAAUCAUUCUAAAUAUCAUGUUGUUAAAUAAGACAUUGUUAAGUGGCUACGUUUGGCCAGUAUUCCAAAAUAUAUUAUAAUGUUUGUAUCCACUGUGAGGUAACUAAAAUGCUACAUGCUGCAGUGUUGGAUCAUACAUAUACAGUAUUGUUAAAAGUGAACUUGGGGCACAGUAAUUGGGCAUUACAUUUAAAACACAAAACAAUGUGUCUUUCUAUCUGGGUCUGACACCACUAGAGCUUCAGCUGUUUCUAUUCUGAUUUUACAUAAUAAUAUUCUACACAAUUUCAUACCAAAAUGUGUAUCUUUUGUGAACCUGAUAAGGUUGAGAUUGUGUUAUGAAAAUAUAAGCCAAAAUAGUAAUUGGCUUAUUAUGGCUUAUUAUCAGUAGAUCUGACCCAGAUGAUGAAGUUUCAAAUGUAUUUUCUAUAUGUAAUAAAUAUAUUGCCAAUCUUACUCACCAGAGGUCUUGCAUCAAAAUUAAAUAGUUAAAGGCCCAGUGCAGUCAAAAACAUGAUUGUCCUGUGUUUUAUAUAUAUUUCCACACUAUGAGUUUGGAACAAUACUGUGAAAUUGUGAAAAUUAUGAUAAUGCCCUUUUAGUGUAAGAACUGUUUGAAAAGACCACUUGAAAUUUCAGCCUGUUUUGUUGGGAUGGAGUUUUGUCCUGCCUGGUGACAUCACCAGUAAAUGAGUUAAUAGACCAAAAAGAAAGAGUUCCAAACCUCUCAGCCAAUAACAGCUCAUUUUCAGUUUUCCCCUCUCAACUCAGACCACUCCCAGACAGUCAAAAUUAUUGUUAGAGAAAUUGCUCUUUGCUAAGAAGCUAUUUUUGUUUCUUUUUGGCCAUUUUACAUUAAGACAAUCACAGUAAGGUACUUAACUGUUACCCAGAAAUGAUUGGAUAUUGAGACAAAAGCAGCUGCAUUGGACCUUAAACAUUGCCAUAUACUGGCUCCAUCCUGGAAUCUUAAUGGUGUACUUGUUCUGACAAACAUUCUACUACGAUUAUUUGUGAUCUCAAGUAAAACAUUUAUUGUUUCUCUAUGUGUAUAUAGACAUAUGGGCACUUAGAUGUAUAUAAUGCAUGUUAGCUGUUAGCAAUGAGUACAUUCAUUGUGAGGGACAAACAACUGUGUUGAGUUGUAUUGUGUUGCUUCAGUUGUAAUAUCAUGUGCCAUGCAAAGCUAAUGCAAAGUUAAUGCAAAGCCAAAAGAGUCUCACCGUCAUAGAAUCCAUGAAUGUUCUUUGGUGUGUCUUUACUUUUUGUGUUUGGGGGGGUUGAAUAGAAGUACAUGUUUCUUUAAUAGGAGAAAGGGGAUGUUUUUUGGAAGGAAAAUAUGUUUGGAAGAGAAAUAGAAAACCCAAUACACUAGGAAAAUUGGCAUUAGACCCUACUUAUGUAUAAUGUAUUUUAAGUGUUGCUUCCUGCAGAUCCCGAUAGAGAAGGUAUGUUAUCUCAAAGCUUUGAGUCUUAGUUGUAUGUUAACAUGUAUAUAUGUCUCCACAGAGGUAAACAGAGUAUAAAUAUAUAGUUGUGUAUAAAAAAUAUAUAUAUUUUAUAAGUAUUUACCUAGAGCCAAUCUAUUGUUGACUCUUUGAGUACUGUGAAUUUUUUUGUUUUGUGUCCUUUCUAUUUUUUUGUAAAUAUGCAUAUAUUACUUUAUGUAUUUCUGUUUCUAUAAAUGAUGUAAAAAUAUUAGCAAUUUUCUUCAUAUGUGAUGUUUUAAUUAAAGACAAAUCUCUCACCUAG